Molecule: messenger RNA, 2137 nt
Organism: Capsicum annuum
Lineage: Eukaryota; Viridiplantae; Streptophyta; Magnoliopsida; Solanales; Solanaceae
Exons: 11
Coding region: 542-1945 (467 amino acids)
Source: RefSeq, a predicted model, not a curated record
GCCAAUAAUUUUAGUUAAUAAGUGUUUCAAACUCCAAAUAUGACAAAUAGAAGUCAUUAUUUUUGGUAAUAACUUGAGAAUCAAAAUGAGGGGCAAGAGUAGAUUGUUAUGAAAUACACAGAUGAAAACACAUUUUUAUCCUUUUAAAUAGAAGAUUGUUCCAACAAUAUUUGUGAGGGAGUAUAUAUUACUAGGUUUCUUGCUUGUGGCAACAAUCACACAGGCAGGGUAGGUAUAUCUUGUGUUCGCUUUGUCUUGUAUAGUAUUUCAGAAAAUUAUGCACCUUCCAAUAAAAGAAAACAACAAGAAUGGAAUUGCAAAACUCCAACUAGAUAUGAAGCAGCAGAAGAAGCUUCUAAUAAUGUACUGAGAACAAAUAUGAAUAGUGUUGUGUUAGGAGAAUGGUAGAGUAGUAAAAACAGAGGAGGAUAGAUGGGUGAUGGGUGUUGGUGAUGCUGCUGACAUAAUAUAGUGAGCAAAAACAAGAAAGAGAAUCUUUUAUUUCUCUUUUAAGACUGACUUGUUUGGUUAUCCUGUAUUUAUGGCCUCAUCUUCUCCCACAUUACUUCAUCAUUAUUGUUAUUAUUAUUCACCUCCCUCUUCUUUUUCUUCCAAUUCUUCUUCUUCUUCUUCUUCUUCUUCUUCUUCUUCAUCCCCUUGUUGCUCUUCGUCAUCUUCUUCUUCUUAUUCCUCAUUUGAUCAACGCCGAGGAUUUAAUUGCAAAUUUCUCAGCUUCUCUGGGAUAAACAACAUCUGGAGAGGUCAAAGCUUUAGAGCCCAUGCGAUGAGUACAACUGAAGGAAGUGUGAUGUCACCGAAAGCCUUGUUGGAUACUGGAGAUGAACCUGAGCAUCUUCUGGUCCUUGUUCAUGGCAUCUUAGCAAGCCCAAGUGACUGGACGUAUGUACAAGCAGAGUUGAGGAGGCGGUUGGGAGGAAACUUUUUGAUAUAUGCAAGUUCAUGUAAUACAUUCACUAAAACCUUCACUGGGAUUGAUGGAGCUGGAAAACGACUAGCAGAUGAAGUCAGGCUGGUUGUAAAGAAGAGAGAAAGCCUGAAGAAGAUAUCCUUUUUAGCUCAUUCUCUUGGUGGAUUGAUUGCUAGAUAUGCACUUGCCUUACUUUAUUCAUCAAACAACCGUAAUGAGCAGUCCAAUGAUGCAGUCACUUCAACUAGUGCAAACCUCAAACCAGUAGGCUCCUUAAAUGAAGGUUUGAUUGCUGGCCUGGAGCCAGUCAAUUUUAUCACCUUGGCAACACCACAUCUUGGUGUGAGAGGGAAAAAUCAGCUUCCUUUUCUCUUAGGGUUGCCGAUCUUGGAGAAACUUGCAGCACCUAUAGCUCCUAUUUUUGUUGGUCAAACUGGUAGUCAACUCUUCCUUACAGAUGGAAAACCUACUAAACCACCUCUUCUGCUAAUGAUGGCAUCAGACUGUGAUGAUGGAAAAUUUAUAUCAGCGCUUGGUGCUUUCAAAUGGCGCGUUCUUUAUGCUAAUGUCUCUUAUGAUCAUAUGGUCGGUUGGCGUACAUCAUCUAUAAGAAGGGUAACGGAACUCGUCAAGCCCCCUUGGCGAUCUUUGGAUGGCUACAAACAUGUAGUAGAUGUCGAAUAUUGUCCUCCAGCUUCAUGUGAAGGACCUCAUUACCCCCUUGAGGCAGCCAAAGCAAAGGAAGCAGCUCAAAAUGCACCAAGCACGCAGAGGACAUUAGAAUAUCAUGAAAGUAUGGAAGAGGAAAUGAUACGUGGCUUGCAACAGUUGGGGUGGAAGAAAGUUGAUGUUAGUUUUCACUCAGCGCUCUGGCCCUUUUUCGCUCAUAACAAUAUCCAUGUGAAGAACGAGUUUUUUCACAAUGCUGGAGCAGGAGUAAUUGCUCAUGUCGCAGACCACAUAAAGCAACAAGAGAAGCAACCUGAAUCGUCCUCCUUAAUUACCCCUAGCUUGUAAGUCAUAUAGUUGUACAGAAAGAAAUUCAGCGUACAUUUUAUUAUUGAAAUUAAAAUGCUAAAGGCUUGGUUUUUUCCAUUUGUUUUGUUUGCAAGUCUAUAGUUGAUUGCAAAUGUAUAUUUGUCCCAACACUGCUGGUUUACUUGGUUAUAGUGCUGAUUUCAACAGUAGCGAAGCCAGUUUUUUUGCAAA